AUGCCGGUGGGCUCUUGUGCUUCUUGCAGAUGGCUGCUGCAACCGGUCCGGGCGUGCCCCAGCCCCCAGGGGACCCGGCCGCUCAAAGACCCAGCAGCAGCCUCGGUAGCAGCGGUGGAAAUGCAGGUAAUCACAGGUCGUAAUCUGAAGGAGUGGUUGAAGGAGCAGUUCUGUGAUCAUCCAAUUGAGCACUGUCAGGACACCCGACUGCACGAUGCCGCCUACACGGGGGACCUGCCAACCAUUCAAAAGCUGUUGCAGGAAGACAGCUUCCAGAGUCGCAUCAAUGAGAAAUCUGUGUGGUGUUGCGGUUGGCUGCCCUGUACACCCCUGCGGAUUGCUGCCACAGCAGGGCACGGACAUUGUGUGAACUUCCUUAUCCAGAAAGGGGCAGAAAUAGAUCUUGUAGAUGUGAAGGGACAAACUGCUCUCUAUGUCGCUGUCGUGCACGGCCACCUCGAAUGUGUGCGGAUCCUUCUGGAAGCCAGAGCUGACCCCAAUGGGAGCCAUCACCACCGCAGCACACCUGUGUACCAUGCAGCCCGUGUGGGAAGAGCUGACAUCCUGAGAGAACUAAUAAAGUAUGGUGCCAAUGUGGAUGUGAAUUACCACGUGACCUCAGUGAUCCCUAGCCCUUCGGUCAGACCACUGACAUCCCUGGUGGUUUGCCCUUUGUAUAUUAGUGCAGCCUAUCACAACCUACAAUGCUUCAAGGUGCUGCUGGAAGCAGGAGCCAACCCAGAUUUUAACUGCUGCGGUCCGGUAAACAUCCAGAACUUCUCCAGAGGCUCUGCGGUGUGCAUAAUGGAUGCUGUCUUACGACACGGCUGUGACAAGGCCUUCGUCAGCCUCUUGAUUGACUUUGGUGCCAACCUGAAUCUGGUGAAAUGGGAGAACCUUGAAGAAGGAGUUCCAGGAAGGAUCAGAGUGAACUCAGAAGGCAUGCAAAUAUUCAAAGAAGCCAGAAGUUGUCCCAGAAGAUUGAUGGCUCAGUGCCGUGUGGCAGUGCGGAGAUGUCUUGGCAAAUGCCGACUGCAUCUAAUAUCUGCUCUUCCUGUUCCAGACCCUAUUAAGAGAUUUUUACUUCAUGAACAACAGUGAGAUCUAGAUGUCCAUUUGGGAGGACUGUUUUCUUUCUUU
Molecule: messenger RNA, 1140 nt
Organism: Euleptes europaea (tarantolino)
Lineage: Eukaryota; Metazoa; Chordata; Lepidosauria; Squamata; Sphaerodactylidae
Gene: ASB1
Product: ankyrin repeat and SOCS box containing 1
Exons: 5
Coding region: 1-1101 (366 amino acids)
Biological process (GO): intracellular signal transduction; protein ubiquitination
Cellular component (GO): ubiquitin ligase complex
Molecular function (GO): protein binding
Source: RefSeq, a predicted model, not a curated record